AUGCACAACAACGAGCUCUAUGGGCUUUUGCGUAACUCGAGAUUGGCACAGGUGGCUACUCCUCUUAGCAAAAAGUUGCGAGGUGAGUCCCAUAUCCCCACCCAUCAAAUAAUAUACACCCCAAAGUCAUCGGCUAUUCGGUCCAGUUUUGGUAUUAAGACCCAACUCCCCAAACAAGUUGGGCAGUCCCAUAUAGUAUUCAAUGACAUCGACAACCCCAAGAACAUGCCGGAUGUGGAGAAAUAUUCAGGAAAAUACUACAACAGACUCAAAUUUCAGGAAACUGGAAUGGUGGUGAAAAAUUACCAAAACGAGUCCAACCCUCUUUUUCCCUCGAGCACAACAAAAUCCACCACAUCCAACAAGGUGGACAGCAUAUUGGCAUCGUUCAACUUGAAUGACAACGCCACAACCGCCGAUGUGACCAGGUUGCUUUCCAAAAACCCAGAAUUGAACAAGAGAUUUCAGCAGUGGCUCUUGAAAAACAGCCCCAGACUGCUCUUAUCCAAGCCUCUUCGUUACUCGGACUUGUUACGUAGAUUCUUGAGCUCCCAGAGUGAUAUUGUCAGACAAGAGCUUCAACUCAACGAUCUUGCACGUCCCUAUGGUAAAGCUACUAGCAAUGCUCCACGCACCAAGAUCCAAGGAACAGGAGGUUUUUCAUACGCCCAGAAAGGUAGACUCACAAACUCUCCUAAUGGAGUCAAGUACGGUGUGAUUGCUCCCGGAAGAAUGGUGGGCGAUCGAGAGGCUGCUAUUGGAGGAUUUGUUGCAAGUGUCAAUGACAGAACUACUUUAUUGCAACAUAACUACUCUAGAAAUUUCCCAGGAAAACACUCGAGACAGUUUGUUAUGCCCUUCAAGUUGAAUGAGGCUGAGAUCACCGGCAAUGGAUCUGUCAAGAUGUAUGCUGACGGAGUCAAGGUGGGCUCAUGGAUGCAACGCACUAAUGCUGGAGAAUACGGCGAGCGCAACUACGAAGCGUCGAAUCCCAACUUUGCGUCUGCUUCCAUGAGAAACAGAAACGAAAACGUAAAGCUCGAGACGCUCUUGAACUUGAUGGGAGCAGGCAAAGGCAAGUAA
Meyerozyma guilliermondii ATCC 6260 is the source of this 1083-nucleotide messenger RNA. Its product is annotated as mitochondrial 37S ribosomal protein bS1m. Gene Ontology annotation, biological process: mitochondrial translational initiation. Gene Ontology annotation, cellular component: mitochondrial small ribosomal subunit. NCBI's taxonomy places the organism in Eukaryota, Fungi, Ascomycota, Pichiomycetes, Serinales, Debaryomycetaceae. The coding region runs from base 1 to 1083 and encodes 360 amino acids. The transcript has a single exon. Gene Ontology annotation, molecular function: structural constituent of ribosome. The record is from RefSeq and is a predicted model, not a curated record.